AUGAGAUUUAGAUCAUCCAUCACGCAUUUUUCUACAUCCACUUGUUCAAGAUUAGCUACCAAGAACAUCAAGCCAACAUCAAGAGUAGAGCUUGAGUAUGUCUAUGGCAUUUCAAGUGUUUCUGCUGCUUUACAUUCAAAAAAGAGAGCCAUCCUUGACACAAUCCAUGUUCAGAGAUCAAACGAAAGGAAAACUACCAAAAAGAAAGACGAAUCAAUGAUUGAGAGCAUCCUGGCAACCGUAAAGGACUUGAACAUACGCAUUCAAUACACAGACAAGGGAAAAUUAAACAACUUUACUCAAGAUAAACCGCACCAAGGUAUCGUUCUUCAAGCUUCACCAAGAGAGACAAUAGAAAUUGAACCAUUGCCAAGAAUAGAAGAUAAUAAGGCAUAUAGAGUAUCCAAAAAAAGUAAGCAAGGGCAAGGGGUACCCAUACACCUUUUGCCAUCCAACACGCAUCGAUCUCCCUUUUGGCUAGCACUUGACGAAAUACAAGAUCCUCAUAAUCUUGGUUCUAUAUUAAGAACAGCCCACUUCUUUGGUGUUGAUGGUGUAUUGGUAUGCAGCAAAAACAGUGCGCCACUUAGCCCGGCUGUUUCCAAAGUAAGUUCUGGAGCAAUGGAGGUCAUGGAUGUCUUUUCGACUAGAAAUCUUGUGAGCUUUCUAAAGGAAUCGAGUCAAAACGGUUGGGAUAUUGUUGGAGCAGCAGUAGAAACUAACAACACACGGUCAGUCAGCAGUGCACCCUCAAUCAAUAACAAGCCGACCAUCCUUGUCUUAGGAAAUGAAGGUAGUGGUCUUCGCACGAAUGUGAAAAACGUAUGCCAUCGCUUUGUGGCAAUCCCACACUUUUUAGAAAAUAGGUUUAGUGGAUCUGUAGAUAGUUUAAAUGUUGGGGUGGCUGCUGGCAUCUUGAUCUACUCUUUUACAAAAUAA
This is a messenger RNA of Rhizopus microsporus ATCC 52813, 939 nucleotides long. RefSeq names its product RNA methyltransferase. The record is from RefSeq and is a predicted model, not a curated record. Gene Ontology annotation, cellular component: mitochondrion. NCBI's taxonomy places the organism in Eukaryota, Fungi, Mucoromycota, Mucoromycetes, Mucorales, Rhizopodaceae. The transcript is spliced from 4 exons. Gene Ontology annotation, biological process: rRNA methylation. The coding region runs from base 1 to 939 and encodes 312 amino acids. Gene Ontology annotation, molecular function: RNA binding; RNA methyltransferase activity.